Messenger RNA from Prionailurus viverrinus (fishing cat), 2714 nucleotides. RefSeq names its product kirre like nephrin family adhesion molecule 2 (gene KIRREL2). Gene Ontology annotation, molecular function: cell adhesion molecule binding. The record is from RefSeq and is a predicted model, not a curated record. Gene Ontology annotation, biological process: cell-cell adhesion. Gene Ontology annotation, cellular component: cell-cell junction. The coding region runs from base 17 to 2134 and encodes 705 amino acids. The transcript has 15 exons. Lineage: Eukaryota; Metazoa; Chordata; Mammalia; Carnivora; Felidae.
GGGACACACGACGGGGAUGCUGGUCUCCGCCCUCCUCGUUCUCCUCUUCUGCUUCAGAGGGCAUGCAGGCCCGUCGCCCCAUUUCCUGCAACAACCGGAUGACCUGGUAGCACUGCUGGGGGCUGAGGCCCGGCUGCCCUGUGCCCUGGGCGAAUACUGGGGGCUGGUUCAGUGGACCAAGGACGGGCUGGCUCUAGGGGGUGAAAGGGACCUACCAGGGUGGUCCCGGUACUGGAUAUCAGGGAACGCAGCCAGUGGCCAGCACGACCUUUACAUUAGGCCCGUGGAGCUAGAGGAUCAAGCAUCAUAUGAAUGUCAGGCUACACAAGCAGGCCUCCGCUCUCGGCCAGCCCAACUGCAUGUGCUGGUACCCCCAGAAGCCCCCCAGGUACUGGGAGGCCCCUUUGUGUCUCUGGUUGCUGGAGUUCCUGCAAAUCUGACCUGUCGGAGCCGUGGGGAUGCCCGCCCCAUCCCGGAGCUGCUGUGGUUCCGAGAUGGGAUCCGUCUGGAUGGGACCACCUUCCACCAGACCCUGCUGAAGGAAGGAACCACUAGGUCAGUGGAGAGCAUCUUAUCCUUGACUCCUUCCAGCACUGAUGACGGAGCCACCUUGGUCUGCCGGGCCCGGAGCCAGGCCCUGCCCUCAGGGAAGGAUACAGCUAUCACACUAAGCCUGCAGUAUCCCCCAGUGGUGACUCUGUCUGCAGAACCACAGAGUGUGCUGGAGGGAGAGAAGGUCACUUUCCUGUGCCAAGCAACAGCCCAACCUCCUGUCACAGGCUAUAGGUGGGCAAAGGGAGGUUCCCCCGUGCUCGGGGCCCGCGGACCAAUGUUGGAGGUUGUGGCAGACGCCUCUUUCCUGAUUGAGCCAGUGUCCUGCGAAGUCAGCAACGCAGUGGGUAGCGCCAACCGCAGCACAGCGCUGGACGUGCAGUUCGGGCCGAUUCUGCAGGCAAGGCCGGAGCCCAUGUCUGUAGACGUAGGGGGAGACGCUUCCUUCAGCUGUGCCUGGCGCGGGAACCCGCUCCCACGGGUAACUUGGACCCGCAGCGGAGACGCGCAGGUGCUGGGCUCUGGGCCCACGCUGCGUCUUCCGUCGGUGGGGCCCGAGGAUGCAGGCGACUACGUGUGCAGAGCUGAGCCGGGGCUCUCUGGCCUGGGGGGCGGCGCUGCGGAGGCUAGGUUGACUGUGAACGCUCCCCCAAUUGUGACCGCCCUGCAUUCUGCGCCCGCCUUCCUGAGGGGCCCCGCCCGCCUGCAAUGUCUAGUCUUUGCAUCUCCGGCCCCAGAUGCUGUGGUCUGGUCUUGGGAUGAGGGCUUUCUGGCGGCGGGGUCGCAGGGUCGGUUCCUGGUGGAGACAUUCCCAGCCCCGGAGGGCCGCGGGGGCCAGGGCCCAGCCCUGAUCUCUGUGCUACACAUUUCGGGGACCCUGGAAUCGGACUUCAGCAGGGGUUUCAACUGCAGUGCCAGGAACCGGUUGGGUGAGGGAGGCGCCCGGGUCAGCCUGGGGCGUAGAGACUUGCUGCCCACAGUGCGGAUUGUGGCUGCAGUGGCUGCUGCAGCCGUGACUCUUCUUAUGGUCAUCAUUGGGGUGGCCCUCUGCUGCUGGCGCCAUGGCAAGGCCUCAGCCUCUUUCUCCAAGCAAAAGAACCUGGUACGAAUCCCAGGCAGCAGUGAUGGCUCCAGUUCAAGAGGCCCUGAAGAGGAGGAGACCGGCAGUGGCGAGGACCGGGGCCCCAUCGUGCACACGGAUCACAGUGACCUGGUUCUGGAUGAGGAAGGGGCUCUGGAGACCAAGGACCCAACCAAUGGUUACUACAAGGUCCGAGGAGUCAGUGUGAGCCUGAGCCUUGGUGAAGGCCCUGGAGGCGGCCUCUUCUUGCCGCCCCCCUCCCCCCUUGGACCUCCAGGGACCCCUACCUUCUAUGACUUCAACCCACACCUAGGCAUGGUCCCACCCUGCAGACUGUAUAGAGCUCGGGCAGGUUAUCUCACCACACCCCAUCCUCGAGCUUUUACCAGCUACAUCAAACCUACAUCCAUUGGACCCCCAGAUCUGACCCCCAGGACUCCACCCUUCCCAUACGCUGCCUUCCCCACACCCAGCCACCCACGUCUCCAAACUCAUGUGUGACACCUCUCCAAGUGAAGAGUCCUGGGAUCUUCAACUUGCCAUAAUGGAUUGUCCUGAUUUCUGAGGAACCAGAACAAGAUGGUGACCUUACUCCUCCAAAAUUGAACACUGAUGGGAGAGAAAGAUCAUUACAAUUGUCUGGAUUACUGGUGUACAGUCAGCUCAGUCAAAGGGGACUGAGGUCCCCAAGUGGGAGCAAGAUGGCCACUAUGACCGACUAUUCCCCUGUGUAAAAGAGAUUCAAGAUGGCAGAUGGGCUCUUUGUAGAUGGACGGGGACAGGGGGUGAUGGGAUGGAAGGCAGGGAUGGAAAUUGUUUCCAGGUGUGGAAAGAAGAGAUUUCAAGAUGACCACCUAUACUGAGAAAAAGGCAACGUAGGUUAAGAUGGAGGCCAGACCAGGCCCUGUCCUGGUUCUCCCUGAGGGACCCUUUGCUUGGCCAAUUCAAGUGCAGCCAAGAUGGCUAAUUACUCUCUGGGAACCCCAGAUGGCCACCAUCUCGAUUCCUUUCAACUUCCUUAAGGGCCCUGGAUGAACUGAAUCCAAGGAAUGAAGAUAGGGUGAGAACCAUCAUGGGGAGA